This is a messenger RNA of Xenia sp. Carnegie-2017, 1281 nucleotides long. Its product is annotated as protein eyes shut homolog. Gene Ontology annotation, cellular component: plasma membrane; protein-containing complex. The coding region runs from base 37 to 1149 and encodes 370 amino acids. The record is from RefSeq and is a predicted model, not a curated record. Lineage: Eukaryota; Metazoa; Cnidaria; Anthozoa; Malacalcyonacea; Xeniidae. Gene Ontology annotation, biological process: heterophilic cell-cell adhesion; establishment or maintenance of epithelial cell apical/basal polarity. The transcript has 8 exons. Gene Ontology annotation, molecular function: calcium ion binding.
AAAAACAUGCAGUAACAAAGGAGAAAUUUUCACAGAAUGCGGAUCUGCUUGUGCAAAACAUGUCGUGAUAUAUCACGUGGUUUAAAAUGCAGUGAAAGAUGCAUUCCUGGAUGCCAGUGUCCAAAAGGAUCUUACUUGGACGAGAAGAAUCAUUGCGUUCCUAUGAAGGAAUGCCCAUGUUUCUUUGAAGGAAAUUAUUACAAGGCGGGUGAAAGUGUGAAAGUUGGACGUUGUAAAACCUGUACGUGUAAUAUGGGAGCUAUGGCGUGUGUGGAAGACCGGAAUUGCUCCUCCAAAAGUCCUUGUGAAUCGUUCCCAUGCAAAAAUGAUGGUGGUUGUCUCGAGGAAGGAGAUACAUUCUCUUGUAUUUGUAUCAAUGGAUAUCAUGGCAAAACUUGUGAAGAGUUACCACCAACACCAUGCGACUCUCGUCCUUGUAAAAACAACGGUAUCUGUUCAAUUAAUGGAGAUACAUUUUCGUGUGAAUGUGCUGUUGGUUUUGAAGGCAACACUUGUGAAGUUACGAAUGCAUGUGCAAAAGGACCUUGUAAAAAUGAAGGUGUUUGUACAAUUGUUGGAUCUUCUUAUAAAUGUGAAUGUAAAUUUGGUUUUACUGGAAAGAAUUGCGAACUCAACGUUAAGCCAGUCUGCGUAAAAGCAAAUUGGUGGGUAUCUUUCAACAAACAAGGAUGGUCAACUUGUGACACCACAAACCAGUUUAUCACUGGCUUUUAUCGCAGCGCAUUGAGUGCCAACUAUGAUGGACUUUACCGUCUUGAAGAAGCCAAAUGCUGCAAAUCUAGUCCAAUAUAUAUUGGACAGAAAAGUAUUUGCCAAAAUGCUGACUGGUGGGACUCUUUAAACAAAAAAGGAUGGAGUGUUUGUUCAAAUGGAUAUUUUCUAAAUGGUCUCUAUCGCACAAACGGACACCACUUACAUAACCUCGAAGAGGGAAAAUGUUGCAAACCAGUCAAUCAUCCCGACAAGUAUAAUGAUUGUUACCAUGAAAAUAUCAAGAAUGAUUUCAACAAAAAAGGAUGGACAGUGUGUAAAAAAGAUGGCUACUACGUCACUGGGUUAAGACGAGAUUCUGGGGAUUGGCUAAAGGAUAUUGACAGUUUUAAAUGCUGUAAAAUGUGGAGUGGUUGAAGCUCCAUGCCAACCACGUGAUAAAUAAGCAAGUAAUGAUUUUAUAAAAAAAAGUUGUUGUUGUAGUUAGAAACCGUUAUUUCAGUUAUUUUGUAAACUCAUUUUUCAAAUAAAACUUUGAUACAAAAGGAA